GCGUUUCUCCUCCACCUCUCCGCCACCAAGUAACGUCAAUACGAACCUGAAGAUGCUGAAUACUGGAACCGGAUGUACCGCCUGAGUGCACAGUCAUCAGUCAACAUCUUCCAAACGCAGAGAUGCUCGACCGGACACGCAGCAAUGAGCUGCUCAACCAGGACGACGACCCCCACACAGCCCCCGCCGGCAAGCCAGCCGAGUCCCAUGGCGCAGUCAAUCCUUUCAGAUAUCUCCGGUUAAGAGGCGGCGACGGCUCGCGGGGCUUGGACCCGGGCGAUGAUGGCAUCACGUCGGACGAAGACGGAGCGCAACCCCGGGCAGGACGAGCAGCCGUGUCCCGCCGGAGGAAUGGCCCACCCAGCCCCGAGUUCCAGCCCGGCGCCAUCGUCCGUGUGAAGGUCCGGAAUUUCGUAACAUACGAGGAGGCCGAAUUCUUUCUGGGCCCGAACCUGAACAUGGUCAUCGGACCCAACGGCACUGGCAAAAGCUCUCUGGUCUGCGCUAUCUGCUUGGGCUUGGGCUACUCCUCAAGCGUCCUCGGCCGUGCAAGCGCAUUUGGAGAAUUUGUCAAGCAUGGGAACGACGAGGCUGAAAUCGAGGUUGAGCUAUAUCGGAAGCCAGAAGACUCGGAGAAUUAUGUCAUCGGGCUCUGCAUCAGACGUGAGGAUAACAGCAGGAGGUUCACCAUCAACGGACAGCGAGUGUCCCACAAGGAGGUGCAGAGCUUUAUGCGGUCGCUGAGGAUCCAGAUCGACAACCUCUGUCAGUUCUUGCCCCAGGACAAAGUUGCCGAGUUCGCGGCGCUCACCCCCGUGGAGCUGCUCGAGAAAACCCUCCACGCUGCCGCGCCGGAGGAGAUGCUCACCUGGCGAGCUCAGCUGCGGGACUACUUUAAGCUGCAGAAGGAAGCCGAGCACAGCGGCGAGAAAAUUCGAGAGGAGCUCCGCAAGAUGGAGGCCCGCCAGCAAGUUCUUCAGGCUGACGUUGAGAAGCUACGGGAAAGAAAGGCCAUCCAAAAGGAGAUUGAGAACCUCAACGACCUGCGGGUAGUAGUUAGGUACCACGAGGCCCGCAGGAAAUUCAAGGAAGCAAAGGCACGAAAAGUCGAGGCCGAGACUCGUCUCAAGCGACUCCAGAACAGCGUCGCUCCUGCCCUGCAGGCCGUCAACAAAAAGCAGGAAUACCAGGCCAAGGUCAAGCUGGUCGUCACCGAUAGGCAGCAUCGCCUGCAGGCUGCCGAGGCUGCUGCCGACACCGCGCUCGCUCAGGUCGACGCGGCCGAGGCAAAGUGUCAAGAGCUUGCGAGCAAGAAAGAGGCCGAAAGGACGAACUUCCUAUCCAAGAAGCAGGAACUGGGCCGUCUUCGGAAAAAGAUCACCGAUCUGGAGGCCAGCUACCGCCGAGCGCCCAAGGAAUUCGAUGCUGCGGAGUGGACCCGGAGGAUUCGGGAACAAGAGCAUCUGGAGCGCGACCUAAACGAUGAGGCGAAACCAGUGCAAGAAGAGAUCGAUCAGCUCCGCCUGAAGGGAGGCGAAACUCGCGAGCAGUUGGCAAGGCUGCGAGGCAGUCUCCGGGAGCUGGAAUCCCAGCAAGGCCAACUGCUGACACAGCUGAGGAAGAUCAAUAACGACGUCGCCAAGGGCUGGGAAUGGCUGAAGGACAAUCAGGACGGCUUCGUGAAGGAGGUCUUCGGCCCUCCCAUGCUGACGUGCGCCAUUAAGGACAAGCGCUACACCGAUCUCGUCCAGUCCAUGCUGCAGGCAGAUGACUUCUUGUGUUUCACAGCGCAAACCAAGGAGGACCACAAGAAGCUCAGCGAACAGUUCUACGGCAAGAUGGGCCUCUCGGUCACAAUCCGUUCCUGCUUCACGCCGUACAGCGCCUUCAAGCCGCCCCUGCCAAAGGAGGCGUUGCCCGCUCUAGGGUUCGACGGCUAUGUCAACGAGUAUCUUGAUGGGCCCGAACCAGUGCUCGCGAUGCUGUGCUCCGAAAAGAGGCUGCACGCAUCGGCGGUCGCCCUGAGAGACAUCUCCGACGAGCAGUUCGACCGAAUCCAGCAGGCCGAGAACCUCACCCAGUUUGCGGCCGGACGACAACUAUACCGCAUUACGCGGAGAAGGGAGUACGGGCCUGGCGCCGUCUCUACACGGGUUACCCAAAUCUCGAAGGGCCGUUUCUGGGCUGAUCAGCCAGUGGACGCUGCCGAAAAAACCGAGCUUUUGCGCAGGAUUGAAGAACUUGAGGCCCAAUUCACAGCGGUGAAGGAGAAAUACAAAUCGGCAGAGGCCCGGAAGAAGAAGAUAGACACGGAUCUUGAAGAGAUAAAAAAGAAAAUCUUGGACCUUCGGAAUGCCAAGAACGAGCUCCAGGCAGAGUACACGAAAUGGCGGACUUUGCCAGACAAAAUAGAGGCCGAAAAAGGGGCGCUGAGCCGAGCGGAGGAGGCACUUACGGCCUGCAAAGGUCGGAUCCUGGAGCUCGAGAAGCUGCAGGACCAGGCGGUUCUUGACAAAGCCAAAUCGAUCCUUCAGCACCACAAGCAGAUCCACGGCAUUCGAAAGGCGCGUCAGGCUCUGCUCGAGGCACAGUUUGUCCUGAUGGAGGCGGAGUCGGAGGUGAUUGUUCUCAAAGCUAAGAAUUCUGAGAUCACCCAGCGGCUCGAAGAGGAAAAGGGAUCCCUCCAAAAAAUUAUCGCCGAGUUGGAAGAGCAACGAACCGUUGCUGGUGAGGCGAGACAGGAAGCUCUAAAUGUUCUGACGGAAGAGAACAAAGACGAGCUGGCGGCCAAAGUCAAAGAUAAGACGAUCGAGGAAGUCGACGAAGCCAUCCAGGUUGAGAAGGCCAAGCUCGAAGUUAUUCAAGCCAGCAACCCGGCCGCGUUGGAAGAAUAUGAACGAUAUGCAGCCAAGAUCGAGAGAGAACGAGCAAACCAGGCGAACCAAGAAAGCAAACUGGCGGAGCUCAACGAGAGGAUACAGCACAUCAUGGGCCAGUGGGAACCGAGGUUGGACCAGUUGGUCAGCCAGAUCAACGACGCCUUCAGCUACAACUUUGAGCAGAUCAGCUGCGCUGGCGAGGUGGGCGUACACAAGGAUGAGGACUUCGAGAAGUGGGCCAUCGAGAUCAAAGUCAAAUUCCGAGAAAACGAGACGCUCCAGCGACUCGACCAGCACCGCCAGUCUGGCGGCGAGCGGGCCGUAUCAACCAUCUUUUACCUGAUGGCACUGCAGUCGAUGGCGCAGGCGCCGUUCCGCGUCGUCGACGAGAUCAACCAGGGUAUGGACCCGCGCAACGAGCGCAUGGUUCACGAGCGCAUGGUGGAGGUGGCUUGCCGUGAGCACACGAGCCAGUACUUCCUCAUUACGCCCAAGCUGCUGUCGGGCCUGCGGUACGACGAGCGGAUGCGCGUGCACACCAUCGUCAGCGGGGAGCACGUCGACGAGAAGGGGACGGAGAAGAUGAAUUUCGCGAACUUCGCCAAGAUCCAGCGGCGGCUGAUGGGGCGUUGAUGGGGGUCAGGGGAGCAAGGGGGUAACUUGGGGGUAUUGGCAUUUCGCUGGUGUACAGUAAUGGUCAUGAGGGGAGGAUCAGCCAGGGAUGGGGAAAGGAGGGGUGGAGGCGGCGUGUUUACCCGUUCUGUGAGAUCCGGCGCGGUGUCUUGGGCUGGGACGGAACUGGAGUUGUGUCUCCCUGACGUACACUAGUUCAAACGAUGGUUGGGAGCAUGGAAGGCAUGGGAAUCCCGAAAUGGACAAGCGAUGCGGAAUGAUGUCGUCGACACAUUCUGC
This is a messenger RNA of Thermothielavioides terrestris NRRL 8126, 3791 nucleotides long. Its product is annotated as SMC5-like protein. The record is from RefSeq and is a predicted model, not a curated record. The transcript has 5 exons. Lineage: Eukaryota; Fungi; Ascomycota; Sordariomycetes; Sordariales; Chaetomiaceae. Gene Ontology annotation, biological process: double-strand break repair via homologous recombination. Gene Ontology annotation, molecular function: ATP binding; ATP hydrolysis activity. The coding region runs from base 123 to 3512 and encodes 1129 amino acids. Gene Ontology annotation, cellular component: Smc5-Smc6 complex.